AUGACUUCCUUGAGUGCUCACCUCUGCAUUGCCUCGAGUGACGUCCCGGGAUUCGUCAGCCGCCUGUCGUCGUGCUACGGAGAUAAGCUAAUGAACUGCUGGUACGGCAACAGCGACUGUACUGGCAGUCAAAUGUGCUCAACCUUGGGCUCUGACGAUCUGGGCUCGUGCUCUGCAGGGUCCGGAGGUCGGUAUUCGAGAACCAUCAUUCUCGGCUCCGAUGAUGAAGUUGCCGAACUCUGCACUACCACCACAACGACCCCAUUUGCAGGCAUUUCGGGCAACAUCAGCGUCCACACGGACGGCGCUUGCUCUACGCUGGAGGCCACGUACUCUGUCGAUUUGGGGCCGUGCACACUAACCGGAUUGACCACAUCCCAGAAGUUCACAUGCAGUGAAGGAUCGAUCGCUUACCACGUGUACACCACCAACGACUGCAGCGGUGAAGCAACGACGCAGGUCUAUGAGCAGGGCCCAUGCACGCCAGUCGAGAACGGCACGUCAUCCUGGAUCGUUACCUUCCCUGAGUGCACUGUGCCUACAACUGCAGGAGGCGCAGCCACUGUGUCUACAACUGCGGGAGGCGCAGCAGACUCAGCAGCGGUGCACUUGAACAUCGGGUCUGUGAUCCUUGUCUUCCUUGCUUGCCGCUACUUCUUUUGA
Messenger RNA from Symbiodinium necroappetens, 663 nucleotides. NCBI's taxonomy places the organism in Eukaryota, Dinophyceae, Suessiales, Symbiodiniaceae. The record is from the annotation of a GenBank genome assembly.